CGGGGAGACUGACCCAGCGUGGCAGUAAGUUUCUGCUAAGACUGGGCAUCUCGACAUGGCCAGGAUGAAUCGACCGGCCCCCGUUGAGGUCUGCUACAAAAAUAUGCGCUUCUUGAUAACGCACAACCCCACCAAUGCCACCCUCAGCACUUUCAUUGAGGAUCUGAAGAAGUAUGGGGCAACAACAGUUGUGCGUGUAUGCGAAAUCACAUAUGAUAAGACUCCACUGGAGAAGGAUGGGAUUACUGUCAUGGACUGGCCCUUUGAUGACGGUGCUCCCCCCCCUACUAAGAUCGUGGAUGACUGGCUGAGCCUGCUGAAGAAUAAGUUCUGUGAGGACCCAGGCUGCUGCGUGGCUGUGCACUGCGUCGCAGGGCUGGGUCGCGCCCCGGUCUUAGUGGCUUUGGCCCUCAUAGAGAGCGGAAUGAAGUAUGAGGAUGCUAUUCAGUUCAUUAGACAAAAACGCCGGGGUGCCAUCAACAGCAAGCAGCUGACCUAUCUAGAGAAAUACAGGCCCAAACAGAGACUACGCUUCAAGGACCCACACAACCACAAGAAUAAAUGCUGCCUCAUGUAA
Chanos chanos (milkfish) is the source of this 577-nucleotide messenger RNA. It is a transcript of the gene ptp4a3b, whose product is annotated as protein tyrosine phosphatase 4A3b. The coding region runs from base 56 to 577 and encodes 173 amino acids. NCBI's taxonomy places the organism in Eukaryota, Metazoa, Chordata, Actinopteri, Gonorynchiformes, Chanidae. The transcript is spliced from 5 exons. Gene Ontology annotation, biological process: protein dephosphorylation. The record is from RefSeq and is a predicted model, not a curated record.